UCUCGCCGCUCCAACACUCAGGCAACUGCCUAUGCCGUCGAUGCCACCACCAUGGCGUUGACUGGCUUCCACUUCACUCACGGCUUCGCAGGAGGAGCGGUACGUCUUUUCCACUUGCUCUUCACCCCCGGCCCCGAUACCUGUUGCUUCGACAGUAUUCGUUCCAACCGAAUCAAGCCGCGACAAGGAAGAAAGGGCAAAUAGAAGGGCUUGUUCUGGGUCGCACAAACAUACAGGCACAGCUGUAUACUGACAUUUCACUCACAGGGGCGGUGGGUUUGAGGUCCCUUUGGGUGUACCAUCACCGCCGCCGUCUCCGGAAGCGGCGCCCAUUGGCGGACGCGCUUUGAUGCGACGUUCGACCAGUCCGCAACAACCCCCGUUGUUGCGUAGGCGUUCCGGAGACGCCGCGUGUCACAUCACGGAAGAGUGUGAGAGGCUCUUCUGCGAGACGCUGAAGUCUGUAUUCUUGGUUGAGAAGAACACAGGUCUUGAGAACUCGCUUGGGAUGGACAUGCAUACUACUACCACGGAGUCCAUGGUAUCGGGAGGAGAAGGAUAUGGAGCAGAGCGAAUGGCGACAUCGACGAUCAAUGUUACGCCCUCACGACCGAUUCCACUGCAACAGCCGCAGUAUUCUUCCCGCCAUCAUCUCCACCAGCAGGCCGACGCGACUGUGCUCCGUCACGGCCAGAUGACUCCCUCACCAUCGCCAGGUGCUCUGACAUAUCCGCACCCAGGCGGUUUGAUCCGUGACUACAUCGAGGUGUGGGAUUAUGUUGCUGGGGUAGGCUUCAAAGGCUUCGUCGCGGCUGAAACAGGACCCGACGAAAACCAAAGCCUGAUUAUCUUCUUCGACGAACAAGUCGUUGGCGUGGACCUCAAGCCUGGCUUGAUGGCCCUCUUGGAAUUGGCAUCUCAUGAUCGAUUUGACUGCAGUCAGCUCAUCAUCGCACUUGAUCGUACUAUCAACAAGCCUGAUCUCACUGAUCUAGUUCGUGAUCUUGGCUGGGUGGGUUUCGAAUUGAGUAAGCUGGACGCCUGGGCUUCCGGCGUUGAGGAUUGCGUGAGCGAGAAAUGGUUGUUUUUGGGAAUGGAGAUUUAACAGAAUGAACAUGUUUAUGGUAGUCCGUUGGCUUCUUACUGAACAUAUUGAAAACAGAUUGAGUUCCGAGGUGUGGUUCUGUUUGCCAAAUUACCGGGUAUCUCCAUUCAAAAGAUAUAUUGCUUGCUUCUGCAUUGCACUGUGAGGCUACAAAAUCGUCGUCUAAUGUUCCAUGCUUCACGAGUUCUACUGUAAGAUUAUAGUACAGGUGCGGCGUUCGGAGGAUUGUCGGUCCUUGAAUUCUAAAA
Molecule: messenger RNA, 1353 nt
Organism: Dissoconium aciculare CBS 342.82
Lineage: Eukaryota; Fungi; Ascomycota; Dothideomycetes; Mycosphaerellales; Dissoconiaceae
Exons: 2
Coding region: 350-1105 (251 amino acids)
Biological process (GO): positive regulation of protein catabolic process
Cellular component (GO): nucleus; cytoplasm
Molecular function (GO): ornithine decarboxylase inhibitor activity
Source: RefSeq, a predicted model, not a curated record